UAUGGGGCGGAGAUGGCAUUCUAGCACACACAUACAGACGACAGCAAGGCAAAGCUAGUGCGAAACCUGUAACACAUCUGAGAGUGGGCACAGAUAUCGACAAACACAACAUAAAGCAUCAAAGGCGUCUUGGCGUGAGGAACCGUCGCUUGGUUUUGCUGUCAUGGCGCAGAAUGAUUUGAUGAGCAACGCGGAGGACGUGGCGGAUCAGUUCCUACGGGUAACGAAGCAGUAUCUGCCUCACAUAGCGCGCCUCUGUCUGAUCAGCACGUUUCUGGAGGACGGCAUUCGGAUGUGGUUCCAGUGGAGUGAGCAGAAAGAAUAUAUCGAGACAACGUGGGGAUGUGGGUUCUUCCUUGCCAUGCUCUUUGUCUUAAUCAACUUGAUAGGGCAGCUGGGUGGCUGUAUACUGAUCCUGAGCAGAAAUUUUGUGCAGUAUGCCUGCUUUGGAUUAUUCGGAAUCAUCGCCUUGCAGACUGUUGCCUAUAGCAUUUUUUGGGACCCAAAGUUUUUGAUGAGGAAUUUGGCCCUGGGUGGAGGUCUGUUGCUGCUCCUUGCUGAGUCCCGCUCUGAGGGCAGGAGUAUGUUUGCUGGAGUUCCCACUAUGAGAGAGAGCUCUCCUAAACAGUACAUGCAGCUCGGAGGUAGAGUCCUGCUGGUGCUCAUGUUUAUGACGCUGCUCCACUUUGACACGAGCUUCCUCUCGAUCUUGCAGAACCUCGUGGGUACAGCUCUCAUUGUCCUAGUAGCUAUUGGCUUCAAGACUAAGCUGGCUGCUCUCACCCUGGUCAUCUGGCUGCUGGCUAUUAACGUGUACUUCAAUGCUUUCUGGACCGUACCAGCCUACAAACCCAUGCACGACUUCCUCAAGUACGACUUCUUCCAGACCACAUCUGUUAUCGGAGGCCUUCUGCUGAUAGUAGCACUAGGUCCAGGUGGAGUGUCUAUGGAUGAGAAAAAGAAAGAGUGGUGAGACUGGACUGAACUCAAACUGCUCACUCACUCGCUCUGUAGUUUUCCUUUUGACAGUAGUAUUUCCAUGCAUUUAUUACGCAAUCCAGGUACCCUACUUGGGGAGGACUGAGCUGAAUUAAGACGUGGCCUAAUAAAGAACCCAGGACCAACAGAAUGACCCAUUCUCCACAUCUCAUGCACUGCCUGUUUUUUCAUCUUGCCUGCGUACUGAAUUAUUUCUACCAGCACUUUUAGACAUUAGUUUAUCAUAUUUAUUUUCUAAGGAUCGGGUCAGAUUCUAAUAUUUGGAAAAUUUGGAUUAUCCACGUUAUAAACAUGUUAUAAAAGUUUAACUGCAACAAUUGAUGUAAUAACAAAUUGUUCUCCAUUGCCCUGUCAUUUUUUUUUUGUCUUUUUCAUCUAGGUGCCAAUUACAGUCAGCUUACCAAAGACAUAACCAUUUCCUUAGCAUGAUUUCCUUGUGAUUCUGUAUAGUAAUGUUCUGCCUUCAAAGUUCAUCAAGAGGAGAGGUACACAAAAGUACAUUUGUGUUUCUAUAUCAGCAAGAAAUUUUUAUUUAAUGGGUCAUUUUUUGUAAUUUUCUUUCACUGGGCUGGUCUUAAACUGAUGUAAUUGCUGUGUUGAAAUUUGCUAUACACUGGUUAUUUUAUAUGGCACAAUGUGUAAAUCCCUGUCAACAGGCCUAACAAGUCACAAACUAGUCAAAAUCAAUUAAUAUUCUCUAUCAUUUUAAAAGGGUGGGAAAUAAAGAUUACGUAAAUAAUGUUAAAUGGCCUUUAAAUAUAUAGCAUUCCUUUUACAAAGAUUUGUUGGCUUCUCAUGUCAGUGUAAGUAAUUGUUAGUUUUGUGUUUGCUGUCUGUUGUCAGGUCACUUUAAAGUAUGCAAAAGGUGAAUUAUAGUAUUUCUCAAAACAAGCAAGAGAGUGAGAUGCGAAAAAUGAAACCCUGUGGUUUGUCAAACUCUGUUUUUCCUCUUUGUACAAUAAGAAAUAAAAAAAAAAAUAUAUAUUGGUUUUCUAAAUGUUUUAAAAAUGUGUUUUGACAUAUAAAGGGAAAAGAAAAGAAAGUGCCAGUUGUUUAGUUUUGUUUUAUCUUUACAGCUAACCAUAUCUUUCUAUC
Myxocyprinus asiaticus (Chinese sucker) is the source of this 2094-nucleotide messenger RNA. RefSeq names its product surfeit locus protein 4-like. Gene Ontology annotation, cellular component: endoplasmic reticulum; membrane; endoplasmic reticulum-Golgi intermediate compartment. Bases 164 to 973 code for a protein of 269 amino acids. Gene Ontology annotation, biological process: Golgi organization. The record is from RefSeq and is a predicted model, not a curated record. Lineage: Eukaryota; Metazoa; Chordata; Actinopteri; Cypriniformes; Catostomidae. The transcript is spliced from 6 exons.